AACCCUAACCUAUCCUACCCUAAUCGGCCGCCGCUCAUCCUCUUUUCCUCUCCCCUCUCGUUUUUCUUCCUCCCUCUUCUUCACUCUUCUUCUCUUUCAGAGAAGAAACUCAACCAACCCUACCCAUCAUCAAACACCGCUGCCGCUAUCCCCUUUGGAUUCAUGAAAAAGGACCACUCUAGUCUCCCUAAAUCGAUCAGAAGUCAACGAUCUAGGUAAGAUCCUCGACAUGCAUGUUCUUUUCACUUUGUUUUAGGUGAUUGUAUUUAGGAUUCAACUACUAUUUUUUUGGGUUUUUGACUCUGGUGCGAGGGGAGGAGGAUCUUAGGAGGCGCUGGAGUAAAUCCGCCGGUGGGAGGAGAGGAGGAAGGUAAGUUUAAUUUGGCUCGAUUUUGUAUUUUGAUUUUUAUUUAUGGGGUUCUGCUAAUUUUCUUUCAUUUUCUUAUGUUUUGUUUCUUGGAUUUGGCUGCUAAGAACUCCGGCGGUGAACCCUCGCCGACGAUGGUUUGACGUUAGAUUGACAGAUUAUGGAGAUGGACGGAUCUAGGUGAGGCUCUUUUAACCUUGGUUUUGGUAAGAUUAGAGAAUUUCAAAUCUCAAAACUAGAUUAUUGGUGGCGGAUUUGGAACACUUUAUAGAUCUGGAUUUUAGGAAAUAUGGUUGUGUAUACCUAUUAUGGAUCUAGGGUUAUAUAUAAAAAAACGAAAUACUUUAUAUUUCUGCUGGAAAAUAAAACGAAACUAGUUUUCUUCUUAUAGUCACAGCCGCUGCUUGUGAUUUUUGCUAGGCUAGGAUUAAUUUACAAAAAAAGUGUUGUGGAAUUAUGGAUCUGGAAUUCACUGUGAAAUUGGGGUCUUUGUGAACAAGAUUACUAAGAGGAUUACGACCUGGCAAGCUAAAACCCUUAGCUAUGCAGGGCGGAUUCAAUUAAUUUCUUCUGUUAUUACCAGUGUAUUUCAGUAUUGGAUGGCGGUUUUCCUCUUGCCAAUGCGAGUCUUGAAGUCUAUUGAGGAGGUGUGUAACAAAUUCUUGUGGGGGGUUGGAGUGAAUGGGCGAAAGAGAGCACCAGUGUCCUGGUCCAGGGUUGCUAUGCCUAAAAUGGAGGGUGGAUUAGGGAUUAGGGACUUCAAAACAUGGAACAAAGCAUGUGUUUUAAGGCAUUUGUGGAAUUUGCUUGCUAAGGCUGGUUCACUAUGGGUUGCUUGGAUCCAGAAGUAUAGGAUCAAAGGGAAUGAUUUAUGGGGGAUUGCUGCAAACUCUGUAAGCUCAUGGGUGUGGAAGAAGGUCCUUAAAUGCAGGGAAGUGGCUCAUGCUCAUGUGAAUGGGACAGGUAGUAGCCUGACUUGGGAUGGAAAGAAGUUGGUGAAGUAUUCAGUUAAGACUGUUUGGAAUUCCAUACGUAUCCCCUCCUCUUCAGUUGACUGGUUCUCUGUGUUAUGGGGUAAGCCAUUUAUAAUGAAGCACAGUCUAUUGGUCUGGUUGGUGGUUCUAGAUAGAAUUACUACGAAGGAUCACCUUGCUAGCUGGGGCUUGACAGAUGUGAAUAGCUGUGUUUUAUGCCCUGGUGGACUUGAAAGCAGGGAUCAUCUUUUUUCCUUGUGUUCGUUUAGUAAAGCUGUCUUUCAAGUUGUGUUGAAGAAAAUUUGCAGGUGGCCGGAUUUCACAGAUUGGAGUUCCCAUUUGAGAUGGGUGGUGCAGCGAUGGUCGGGUACAACUUCGCCUGCUAAGAUUGGGCGGUUAUUGUGGGUGAUGUGCUGUGCUUACAUUUGGAGGGAAAGGUGCACUCGCGUCUAUGGAGUCAAGCGAAUUUCAGACCCUUCUCAACUUUCAGUUGCUGUUAUGCAGGAGUUCGAGAUAUAUGCUAGUAGUACUAUAGAAUUACAGAAAAUGGCAUCAGUUGUAAUGAGCUGAUAGGGUUUUGAUUUCUUUUGGUUGGCAUAGAUAUUAGUAUAGGUUUACUGUGUAAAGAAUGUUGAUCUUUUGAGAGGGUGAUGCGAGUUGCAUCUCCCUGGGCUUUCAAUGCAAUUUUGAUUAACCAUCAAAAAAAAAAAAAAAAAAAAAAAUUGGGGUCUUUGUAUGCUUUGGCUCUUCAAUA
Linum tenue is the source of this 2095-nucleotide messenger RNA. The record is from the annotation of a GenBank genome assembly. NCBI's taxonomy places the organism in Eukaryota, Viridiplantae, Streptophyta, Magnoliopsida, Malpighiales, Linaceae.